AUGGGGCGGGUGCUACCUUGGCUUCCGAGGUUGCGCCAGCCCCAGACAGCUGCCCGCCUUCUGUCGGCGUGUGUCAGCACUCGUCCGCAGUACCUGUCGAGGACCGUCCCUCCUUCGCCCGCAGUGAUCUCUAGUUUUACACGGUGGGACGCACGCCUGGGAGAGACAUUUCAGCAGCUUUUAGCUUCAGGGACCUGGGCUUGUCGCGAGGACGUCCGAGAGGCCGCCCUAGACCAGAUCUUCCUCCCCAUCCGUCUCGGGGGUUUCGGCAUUCGUCGCAUGGCACGCAUCGCCCCGGUGUUUCGGCGGAGCUUCGCUUCAGGUGAGCCAGAGCAGAUCGACCGGGCUCUGCAGAUGGCGCUAGAGGGUCUCCCACCCGACGUUCUCUCUCUCCUUCCCCCCUGGCCCUCUUGCGCUUCUGCCUCCCCCGAUUCCCUUUUUGCAGGAGCGAGCCGUCUUCUGGAGGCGCAUGCCUUGGAGGCCGUGCGUGCCCGUCACGCCUCUCCCUUGCACCUUGCCCGUUUGACUUCCCUUCAGGGCGGAGGUGCAGGGGCGUGGUUGACGUCGGUGCCGUACGCUGACCCACUGCGCAUCCCGGAGGCGCUGUGGCAGGCGGCUUCAUCUUCUCGUCUCGGUCUCCCUAUCCCCCAGUUAGCCCUUGCAGGUCAGUGCUCCUGCGGACAGGCGAUUGACGACAUGACGGUGCCUCAUCACGCGGUUCGGUGCCCGCGCUACGGGGUCGCCACUACCAUCCACGACACGGUGAAGUACAUGCUUCGAGACUUUGCGGUCGAGGCGGGCUUCGCGCCAGUGGUGGGAGAGGGGACGCGGGCGGAGGGACCGGGGGAGCAGAGAGGCGAGGCGGGAUCGCCGGGUGGCGGGGGACAGUGGGGACAGCACCAGCUGCGGGGUCAGGUGGAGCGAGGGAUAGGGGGGCAGAGGGGGUCGGCAGGGGGAGCAGACGGGCCAGGACGGAGAGGGGAGACGGCACAGGCAGCAGCAGGAGAGCCAGGGGAGGCCGCGGGCCCAGGGCGCCGCGCCUCCAGGUUCGGCCUCGGGGGUGGGGCAGGGGCGGGAGCAGCAGAGAGCGGACGGAGGUACAGGAGGGGCAGCGGGAUUGGGAGGGGAGGGCCAGGGA
Closterium sp. NIES-65 is the source of this 1138-nucleotide messenger RNA. The record is from the annotation of a GenBank genome assembly. NCBI's taxonomy places the organism in Eukaryota, Viridiplantae, Streptophyta, Zygnematophyceae, Desmidiales, Closteriaceae.